GGCGCCCUGCCCUCUCUCCGCCUUAUUUCCGCCCUCCCCCGCCGCCUUCCGGCCGCUUCCCACCUGCUGCGCUCCAUGUUCUUCUCCUAACACUCUUGCUCCGUCGACCGCCGCAGGUCUAGGCCGCCCGCCUGCCCUCCCGGCCCUGCGGCCCUUGUCGAGACUCGCGUCCCGUCUGGAGGCUCUGGGACGACGCCCCGACUGCUGGGAACUGCAACCAUGAAUGAAGAAAACAUAGAUGGAACAAAUGGAUGCAGUAAAGUCCGAACUGGUACUCAGAAUGAAGCGGCAUUACUUGCUUUGAUGGAAAAGACUGGUUACAACAUGGUUCAAGAAAAUGGGCAGAGGAAAUUUGGUGGUCCUCCUCCAGGUUGGGAAGGUCCGCCUCCACCUAGAGGCUGUGAAGUUUUUGUAGGAAAAAUACCUCGUGAUAUGUAUGAAGAUGAGUUAGUUCCUGUAUUUGAAAGAGCUGGGAAGAUAUAUGAAUUUCGACUUAUGAUGGAAUUUAGUGGUGAAAAUCGAGGUUAUGCUUUUGUGAUGUAUACUACGAAAGAAGAAGCCCAGUUAGCCAUCAGAAUUCUUAAUAAUUAUGAGAUUCGACCAGGGAAGUUUAUUGGUGUGUGUGUAAGCUUGGAUAACUGCAGAUUAUUCAUUGGAGCUAUUCCAAAGGAAAAGAAGAAGGAAGAAAUUUUGGAUGAAAUGAAGAAAGUUACAGAAGGAGUUGUAGAUGUCAUCGUUUAUCCAAGUGCAACUGAUAAGACCAAAAAUCGGGGUUUUGCAUUUGUUGAAUAUGAAUCUCACAGAGCUGCUGCUAUGGCUAGGAGAAAGCUAAUUCCAGGCACCUUCCAGCUCUGGGGCCAUACUAUUCAGGUGGACUGGGCUGACCCAGAGAAGGAGGUUGAUGAGGAAACCAUGCAGAGAGUUAAGGUUCUCUAUGUACGAAAUUUAAUGAUCUCAACUACAGAGGAAACAAUUAAAGCCGAAUUCAAUAAAUUCAAACCUGGUGCAGUUGAACGAGUAAAGAAACUUAGAGAUUAUGCUUUUGUUCACUUUUUCAACCGAGAUGAUGCUGUGUCUGCUAUGUCUGUUAUGAAUGGAAAAUGCAUUGAUGGAGCAAGUAUUGAGGUAACACUGGCAAAACCAGUAAAUAAAGAAAACACUUGGAGACAGCAUCUUAAUGGUCAGAUUAGCCCCAAUUCUGAAAACCUGAUUGUGUUUGCUAACAAAGAAGAGAGCUACCCAAAAACUCUAGGCAAGCCACUAACUCUUCCAGCUCGUCUCAAUGGCCAGCAUAGCCCAAGCCCCACUGAAAUUGAAAGAUGCGCUUACCCAUUUUAUCCUGGAACAAAGCUUACUCCAAUUAGUAUGUAUUCUUUAAAAUCUAAUCAUUUCAAUUCUGCAGUAAUGCAUUUGGAUUAUUACUGCAACAAAAAUAAUUGGGCACCACCAGAAUAUUAUUUAUAUUCAACAACAAGUCAAGAUGGGAAAGUACUCUUGGUGUAUAAAAUUGUCAUUCCUGCUAUUGCAAAUGGAUCCCAGAGCUACUUCAUGCCAGACAAACUCUGCACUACGUUAGAAGAUGCAAAGGAACUGGCGGCCCAGUUUACAUUACUUCAUUUGGACAGGGAACACAGUCUCUUCAGCCUGGACCUAUGUAGAAGAAUUUGGAGAAAAUAAGCAGGUCCUUUCUGAUGUUGCUUGAGCUUAUUCUCCUGCAGUUGAUCUCAUUCCUGUUGGCUUAAUAUUAAGUCCAUGACAACACUAAGUUAACGCUCACGUUUUAGGCCUCAUUUAUAGUACCAGGGAAAUACAGAAAAAAUUUUACCUGUACAUUAGAUGACUUAAUUUCUUCCACUCCUAGAAACACCAUAAGUUAUAUAAAUAAUCAUUUUAUAGUCAUUUUCACACCCUUGGCUUACUCUACACUAAAGAACAUAGUGAGUUUUUGGAAAGUGCAGGAUUUACAAAUUUGGCCUUUAAUACUCACACACAUCCAUAAACAUAAUUAAUGAAGCAAGAAAUUAUUGGUACAGAAGAUGAAUGUUU
Molecule: messenger RNA, 2046 nt
Organism: Camelus dromedarius (Arabian camel)
Lineage: Eukaryota; Metazoa; Chordata; Mammalia; Artiodactyla; Camelidae
Gene: RBM46
Product: RNA binding motif protein 46
Exons: 6
Coding region: 220-1677 (485 amino acids)
Cellular component (GO): nucleus
Molecular function (GO): mRNA binding
Source: RefSeq, a predicted model, not a curated record